AGAGUUGACGGUGAAAAAGUGCCGACGGUUGAAAUUUGACGAUGUCGGCGGGCCCGCUGAACACGAACGCAAAGGCGCACAAGCUCGUCACCGAAGACAAGGUCCGGGCUGCUCUUCUGAAAGAUAAAGGCCCAGACGCCAAGUACAAGUCAUUCAACAUUGUAGACUUCUGCACCAAAGGAGACAACUAUGCGUGUUUUGUUACCAGUGUCGAGGUAGAUUACCAGCUGGGUGGGGAAGACAAGAAAGUCACUUACAUCGCCAAACUCAACCAUUGUCUAGCGAUGGACUCCUUUGAACCAUUUUCUACGGUUUUGUUUGAAAAAGAAGUAAAUUUCUACCAGAAAAUGGUGCCUAGUUUGAAUGAAACGCUCAACAACAUUGGUCUACCACCGAUUAAAUUUGCAUCUUCGUACUUUGCGUCGUUGGAACCGAAAAGUCAAGUGCUGCUGCUCGGCGACAAAAGGAAAGAUUCUUUCAAGAUGGCCGACCGAUUUAAAGGCCUUGACGAUGACCACGUGAUCUUGGUCGUGAAAGAACUUGCUCGUUUGCACGCGAGCUCAAGUAUUCAUGAAGAUAAUUUGGGUUGCGAAAAGUUUCUUGAGAAACAUGAUUAUCUCGAAGAUUUUUUCACGGGAGCAAGAAUCAAAAGCUUAUUACCGAUGUUCGACGAUUUAUUCAUUCAAUACGUAAACAAUGGCGCAAAAAUUGCGGAGCGUGUUGUAGGGUACGAAAAAGUUGCAGCUUGGCUCAAGGAGAUUGCUCCAAAAUGCAACGAUGCUCUCUCAAAGGAAGUUUCCGAAUGUGACCCCAAGUUCCGAGUGGUCAACCACGGCGAUUGUUGGAACAACAAUCUCUUGUUCAAGUACGACGAUGGAAAGGUAACGGAUGUUUGUCUUCUGGACCUUCAAAUCAACCGGCACGCUUCUCUUGCCUUGGAUUUGAACUACUUCCUCUACACGAGCCUGAACGGCGACACGAGGAAGAAAGGCCUGACUUCCUACCUGACCUCCUACUACGACUCCUUCAAAGAGGUCUUCCGUGCUGCCGACAAGCCCAUGAAGUUCACUCUGGAAGAGCUUAACAAAGAGUUCCGAAACAAGAACCUGUUUGGACUCCUGAUGGGACUGAUGGUGAUCCCUAUCGUGGUCAUGGAGUCAACUGAUGUUACCGACAUGAGUGACGUCAGAGAAGACAACAUGAAGGAAAAAAUGGAGGAACAACAGCAAAAAAUAUUGGAUAUGGUUGACACGAGUCCAGUUCUUCGGCCUCGUCUGCUGGACAUGUUUGAUGAGAUGGUGGAACAUGAACGGCGCAAAAGAAUCAGAUUCUGUGAGUCCAACUCUACCACCAGCAUUAUGUCGGCGGGCCCGCUGAACACGAACGAGAAGGCGCACAAGCUCGUCACCGAAGACAAGGUCCGGGCUGCUCUUCUGAAAGAUAAAGGCCCCGACGCCAAGUACAAGUCAUUCAACAUUGUAGACUUCUGCACCAAAGGAGACAACUAUGCGUGCUUCGUCACCAGUGUCGAGGUAGAUUACCAGCUGGGUGGGGAAGACAAGAAAGUUACUUACAUCGCCAAACUCAACCAUUGCCUGGGAGUGGAAUCUUUCGAGUUCUUUGCACAAACUGCAUUCUUUAAGGAAGGAAAUUUCUAUCUCAAAAUGAUUCCGGACUUGAACAAAAUCAUUGAUUGUUUUGGCUUGCCCCCGUUUAAGUUUGCUCACUGCCACUUAGCUUCAUUUGAACCCACAAGACAAAUUAUUUUGCUUGGUGAUAUGAGGGAACAUUCGUUCAAGAUGGCCAACCGAUUCAUCGGCCUUGACGAUGACCACGUGAUCUUGGUCGUCAAGGAGCUUGCUCGUUUACAUGCCUGCUCCGUCAUUCUCGAAGAUAGUAUGGGAAAUGAAAAGUUUACUGAGAAAUACGAUUUUAUCGAAGAUUUUUUCACGAGCAUUAAACAUGAAGAUCAGUUAGUGACAUUUAGGAAUAUGUUUGUCCAGUUCAUCACCAAUGCAGCUAAAAUUGUGGAGCGAAUCGAAGGAUACGAGAAAGUGACUGCGUGGUUGAAGGAAUUGGCACCGAAAAGCUACGAAAUACUAAAGCAAGAGAGCAACGAAUGUCACCCAUCGUUCCGUGUAGUCAACCACGGCGACUGUUGGAACAACAACCUACUCUUCAGCUACUCUGACGAUGGUGCCGUUAAGGACGUUUGCCUCCUGGACCUCCAGAUCAACCGCCACGCUUCGCUUGCGCUCGAUUUAAACUACUUCCUCUUCACGAGCCUGAACGGCGAAACGAGGAAGAAAGGCCUGACUUCUUAUCUGACCUCCUACUACGACUCCUUCAAGGAAGUCUUCCAUGCCGCCGACAAGCCCAUGAAGUUCACAUUUGAGGAGCUCGUUGCAGAGUACCGCAACAAACACAUGUUUGGACUCCUGAUGGCGCUGAUGGUAAUGCCCAUAGUGGUUAUGGAGUCUACUGACGUACCAGAUUUUACAGACGUAAACGAAGAGAACAUGGCGGAGAAAAUGGAAGAACAGCAACGAAAAAUUCUGGACAUGGUUAACACAAGUCCAGUUCUUAAGCCUCGACUACUUAGCAUGUUUGAUGAGAUGGUAGAGCACGGCGUCAUCAAAAUAUAGUACUCAUGUCUUCACGUCUCAUGUUGGGGCUUGAGGGUUUCUGUUCAUGAUAGGCCACGAAUACUCGACAGUUUGUGCUAACUCGGUAAAUGCGACAUAUCAUAGAGAAAGAAGCAGAAAAUUUACGUUCGCUAAAGCCAACACCUGUGAAUAGAUAACCAUAUAGUACUUUCUUCAUGUCAGGAGUAAUAAUUUUGAGUGUCAGACAUAAGUUCCCUGAUUAUUUAAACCAUUAACUGCAUGCCAUUAAAUUAGUACUUUAUGCAUUUAUUGAAAAACUAUCCGUCCGGAAAAAGAAAAUAAUUUCGAAAUUUUGCUGAUUUAAAAAGAUUCCGAUAUUACUCUACCAAUUUCUAUUGAUUUGUAUGGUAAUCAAAUGUUAAUGCACUAAUGAUAGAGCUGUUCAGUGUGGGACAUUUUUGACAACUCAUAAGUGUGCACCUCUAUAAGUAUAUUCGUUACAAACUUAUGCACAAAUUUUAGCCUAAUUUUUUCGUUCAAAGACGUUUUAUAGCAGUUGUACCGUUACUGCAAUCGCGUUACAGUUCCCAGACGGGAACUUUAAUGAGGGUUUUGUUGUACCUCGUGCAUGACAUAUGUACAUGCAAGUGCAAAAUUUUUAAUAUGAAAUAUAUAUAAAUAUACAUAUUAUAUAC
This is a messenger RNA of Hyalella azteca, 3301 nucleotides long. RefSeq lists its product as uncharacterized. The transcript has 5 exons. Bases 42 to 2645 code for a protein of 867 amino acids. NCBI's taxonomy places the organism in Eukaryota, Metazoa, Arthropoda, Malacostraca, Amphipoda, Hyalellidae. The record is from RefSeq and is a predicted model, not a curated record.